AUGAUAGAAAAUAACGCAGCUGAUGAUUCGAAUGAUCAAUCAACACUUGAAUCUGCUUCAUCUAAUGCUACAUCAUCCGGUACUUCAAAUGAAUUAGCAAUUAUUCGCCUUAACAUACAAUGUGAAAAACUUAAAAGUCAACUACAUGAAUUAACAGCUAAUUUCAAUGAAAGCCAAGCAGCUGGAAAGCAUGCCUAUGAUGAACGAGAUAAAUAUUUAAAAAUCUAUGCUCGUACACACGAACGUUUUGUUGCAUUUGAAAAAAAGCAAUUAGAACAAAUGCGUCGAUUAUUAACUGUAUUAACCAUAGAUCAAUACAAAUUUGUAACUGAAACCAUUGGAUCAAAAGAAAGGCCGACUGAUUCAUCACAAAUACAGCAACAACAAUCGGAUACGAGUUCGUCGAUAGUUGAUGAUUCACAAUCAAAAGAAAUUUCUCAAGAAACAAAAACUACUAAUAAAGACGAUGAUACAAAACUGAGUGCAGCACGAUAUCAUAAAACUGACUCCGAUUGGGACGAAUUACUAACACAGUUUGAGUGCCCUCAUCCUUACUCCUAUCCUUUUCUUCUCUCCUUUCUUCAUAAUACACAACGUACAAACAUCUAUAUAGGAAAAAGCCCGAUGAGCAGUAACUACGGACGAAAAAUAACUCAAAUAAUGGAUUUAUCGCAGAAAUGUUGCGAUAAAUGUUCUCAACAACGUGAAGAAAAUAAUAAAUUGCGUUUAUUAAACAUCCAAAAGCAAGAAGAAAAUGUUCAAUUAUUAUUUGAUUUAUCAUUAGCUAAAGCUGAAAAUGAAAAAGAACAACAGAUACGUUCACAAAUUGAAAAACAAUUGUCAGAUGCAAAUAUAAUUACUGAUCAACUAACAAACUUAACACAAAAAACAGAAAAAAAUGAUUCAGAUUUACAAGAUAUGAAAUCACAUUAUGAAAAUCUAUUUGCCGAACAAGUUAAUAACAUAAAAAAACUUGUUAAAGAACGUGAAUUAUUACAUCUAUAUAUUCAACGAUUAGAAAUAGAAAAUUCCUCGCUUGUUAAAAUCACCAACGAUGACGAUACAGUGAAAUUAUUAAAUUAUUCAUCACAAUCACCCAGUACAUACGAAGAAGCAUGGGGUUUAAUUGUUAAAUUACGUGAACAAAUAAUUCAACAAUUAAAAAUUAAAGAAAAAUUAAAAAAUGACAUUCAACAAUUGCAAUACAAUCAUAAAGCUGAUUUGCGCGAAAGAGAACAAAUUGAGCAUCUACUGAAUAGAGAUUUGAACGCAGCUAAAGAUGAAAUCAUUGUUUUACGAAGUCUACAAACUGAAUACGAACGUGUUAUGAGCUUGAAAAAUAAUCUUGAAAAGCAAUUAGAAGAACGUGUAAAUGAAUUAAAAGCAACGAAAACAGUUGCUAAUUCAUUUACAAAUCAACUCAAAGAAAAACUUGAACAGAUUACUAAAGCAAAGGAUCAAGUUGAUGAAGAAAAUGUAACAUUGCGUGUGCAAAUUCAAAAAUUAAAAAUUGACCUAGAAAAUAAUGAAGUAGUUCAACAUGAUUUUGUUAAGCUUUCCCAAACGCUCCAAGUACAAUUAGAAGAGAUUCGUAAUUCAGAAAAUGAAUUACGUUGGCAACCUGAAGAAGAUCAUCCAGAAUGUCAACGUUGUCAUUCACAAUUUUCUGUCACUUGGCGUAAACAUCAUUGUCGUCAUUGUGGUAAAGUCCUAUGUAAAGAUUGUACUAAUAAAACCGUUUAUACUGGUCCGCAUAAUCGCCCUUCUCGUGUAUGUGAUGUAUGUUAUACCUUACUUGUCAAAGAUUCUCAACCAUAUUUUCAUUCUUCUGUACCUAAUGUUUAA
Rotaria socialis is the source of this 1845-nucleotide messenger RNA. The record is from the annotation of a GenBank genome assembly. NCBI's taxonomy places the organism in Eukaryota, Metazoa, Rotifera, Eurotatoria, Philodinida, Philodinidae.